This is a messenger RNA of Diaporthe batatas, 1778 nucleotides long. RefSeq lists its product as uncharacterized. Gene Ontology annotation, biological process: cell redox homeostasis; cellular response to oxidative stress. Gene Ontology annotation, molecular function: thioredoxin peroxidase activity. The transcript has 2 exons. NCBI's taxonomy places the organism in Eukaryota, Fungi, Ascomycota, Sordariomycetes, Diaporthales, Diaporthaceae. The record is from RefSeq and is a predicted model, not a curated record. Gene Ontology annotation, cellular component: cytoplasm. Bases 849 to 1598 code for a protein of 249 amino acids.
CGAUGAGUAGGUACCUACAUACCUAGGUAGGUAGGUAGGUAUUUACCAGGUACGGCUCAUCGCUCUGACAUGGCCCGUCCUGCCCCAGCUGCCCGUCCUACCACCAAAGGCCAAGGUAGCCAGCCAUGCAGACAAGGUGCGAGAGAUGCACAUUUGACCACGUCCUGCAGCCUUAGCACGGACUGGCUUGGGGUCUCCUUUUGGGCAACCUGUCUCGGAUGAAACUCUCGGAUGCGGGCUUCGCCCAUCAGUGUCAUGGGCUUGAUGGGCGGCUGCGCUGUCUACGGAUACGGAGUACUAGCGGCAACGGGCAGACAUGUGCAGUGACAAGGGUGCUGGCUGCUCAGUGCGCAGUGCGCAGUUGCAGCAGCAGGACAAGAAAACAAGGGAAAGGAAGGGAAAGGCGAGGGCUGGGCUGGGCCCUUUUAGCCUCGGAACCGUGGAGUCGACUGAGCCUUAACAGCGCUCGGAGGACAAGCUGGGCCAGAUGGGCGAUUCAGGGGAGCCCGAACUCUCGGAGGGCUGAUAGUGUGAGAGCUUCCCCCAUGCCGCCGGCCUGAUUGGUCGAAGCUCGUGCAAGACGACAUCCCAUCCUACCUCGUCCUCCUUAUAUUGACCUCCCAUCCCGUCCCCGUCCCCGUCCCCGUCCCCAGCUCCAUCCUGGCCCAGCGCCUCUCCCUCUCCCCUCUCCCCUCUGCCCUCUGUUUGUUCUUGUUUUGAUUCCUGCCCGUCCGUCCCAGCUCCAUCCACGGCCCUCGUCGCCCCUCGUCGCCCAAUCGCCUGCACGGCACUUGGUUGUUUCACCAUUUCUCCGCAGAUUUGCCCCCGGGGCCCCCCAGGCGCCAAACAUGCCCGUUGAACUACGCAAGCGCAAGGCUCCAGCUCCGCCCCCGGAGCCGCCGGCCAAGAAGCCCUCCAAGGUGGCCAAAGCUGCCGCCAAGGUCAAGGAGGCUGUCAAGGGCAAGACUGAGCCCAAGUCCAAGGCCAAUGGCGCUGAAGCAGCCAAGGCGUCCGCCCCUGCCAAGAAGCCCGAGGUUGGCGACACCAUCGACCUGGCUUCAUUCGGCGGCGAUGUGGCCACCAACGACGGCGAGACUACAACAUUGGCCCAGCUGGUCGACAAGUCGGGCUCUGGUGUCGUGCUCUUCACCUACCCCAAGGCUUCCACACCGGGCUGCACAAAUCAGGCCUGUCUGUUCCGUGACUCGUAUGAGCCGCUCACUGCCGGCGGUCUUGCCAUCUACGGGCUCUCCAGGGACUCGCCCAAGAGCAACACGACCUUCAAGGAGAAGCAGAAGCUGCCAUACCCUCUCCUGUGCGACCCCAGUGCGAGCCUCAUCGGUGCCAUUGGCAUGAAGAAAGCUCCCAGCGGUACUCAGAGGGGCGUCUUUGCGGUGGACAAGAAGGGCAAGGUGCUGCUGGCCGAGCCCGGCGGACCAGCCGCAACAGUCGAUGCCGUGAAGAAGCUUGUCGAGUCCGAGUCUGCUAACGGGGCUGCUGCCGAGGAACAGGCGGAGAAGGACAAGGAUGAAAAGACCAACGGUUCGGCAGCCGAGGAGGCCAAAGCCGAGGGGACUGAAGAGAAGAAGGAGGACUAGGUUGUGCCGGAUUCUGUAAAAUGCCGGGAUCAUGCCGGCGUGUGAUGGCCCGUGGGGAUGGCAUCGGUUGGGUAUUUCAACGAGACAGACAGCGUGACUGCUUGCGGCGAUGGCAUCUUUAUUGUGUGUUGAUUUCGAGAGGAGAGCACCAGUGAUGAGUAAUUAUUUUGUUCUCUGAAA